GUAGGGGGCGGGCCUCAGAUGCAGUUGUCAUUCCUUACUGUGAAUCUAAAACAGUUUUGCUCCGACAGAUCUUCUGGAAGUUGUUUUGUGAAAUCUUAUCCCACUGCAUUGCCUCCUCCCCCGAUGAGCUAAAGUUAGAAUUGGGGGGGGGUGUUCACGAUUGAAGAGCUUCAGAGCAGAGGUCCCCAAAUAUCCCCAAAUAAUGUAUGAUUUUUAUUGUAGUCUGGCCACAAGAUCGAGAUCCACGUGGAAGUGAAUUCCAUCGUUCUCUCUGAACUCUCCAUAGAUCCAGUUCACCUCUCACUGAUUCAGAAAACGUGCAGUGAGAGAGAGACACAACGAUGAACGGAAGCGAAUGACACUGGAGACAUCUGGAACGUUUUCACUGUUAUGGAGAAUGAAUCAGAAUUCAGAGUCUGCAAGGAAAGAGUUUCAUACAGAACCGACUCCAGAACCAAUCUGGACCCGAGAACAGAAGAAACCAGAUCAUCUUUGACGUUUUGUGUCCAUUUAUUUCUGUUUGUAGAAUUCCAUCAGUGUUGAGUGUUUCUGGACUUUAACACUAAAUAGUAAAUCAUAGUUUUUGGUUUCGAUUAUUUUGUACAUGACCCCCGUACCCCAUCACCCCCACUCUGAGGCCUUUAGGGUGGGUGGAGUCAGCUCAUGGGACUGCUGAGGCGUCGGGGGGGUGGGGGGGCUGCCGGUUUAUCAGGACGGCUCGCCUCCGGAGCUUUUUAAAGCCAGCAGCUCUUGAGCAGCAGAGAGCGGUUCCGCCCGGCGCUCUGUCAGGACCGUCUAUCUCUUCACACCAUCACCGGGUCGUCUGGCGGUGGGGGGGGGCUGGUUCCAAAAUGGAUCUUCAGACAUCAGCGAGCGGGGACCUCCUUAUCUGAGGGGGGGUCCUGCUGGAGUGCUCCUCCCUCUGGAGAGCGUUCAGAGCCCGGCAGUCUUCACUCUCUGCUGCGCGGGGCUGUAAGGACCCCCUGGUUCGGGUCGGGUCGGUACCGGACAGGCUGCUUCUCCAGCAUGACGGAGUGGACUCUCCUCAAACGCCUGUUGGACGCCGUCCACCACCACUCCACCAUGAUUGGGCGGCUGUGGCUGACCGUCAUGGUGAUCUUCCGGCUGCUGAUCGUCGCCGUGGCGACGGAGGACGUGUACGCCGACGAGCAGGAGAUGUUCGUGUGCAACACGCUGCAGCCGGGCUGCUCCACCGUCUGCUACGACGCCUUCGCCCCCAUCUCGCAGCCGCGCUUCUGGGUCUUCCACAUCAUCAGCGUGUCCACGCCGUCGCUCUGCUUCAUCGUCUACACGUGGCACAGUCUGUCCAAGCCGCCGCGGCGCCGCGGCCCGCCGUUCACGCCCGAGGCGUACGCCCGCAGCUGCGACUCCGACAGCUGCUCCAUCCGCUCCCACCAGCACCUGGGACACAGUCUGAAGGACGUUCUGGAGGUCUGCCAGGACCACCAGGGAGGAGAGCCCGGCCCGACAGAACCUCUGACCCGGACCCUCAGGGAGGCGGGCUCGGGCGGCGUUCUGUCCAAAUGCUACGUGUUCCACGUGUGUCUGCGCGCUCUACUGGAAGUGGGCUUCGUGGCGGCGCAGUGGAAGCUGUUCGGAUUCCGGGUCCCGGUCCACUUCCUGUGCCGGGCCCGGCCGUGCAGCCAGCCGGUGGACUGCUUCGUGUCCAGACCCACCGAGAAGACCGUCUUCCUGCUCUUCAUGUUCUGCGUGGGCGUGUUCUGCAUCGUCCUCAACCUGCUGGAGCUCAACCACCUGGGCUGGAAGAAGAUCCGGCGGGCGGUGGUUCUGACGGAGCGGGCGCCGUGGGGGCGCCGCGCAGCCGCGAGGGGGGGGUACCGGACCUUUCCGUCCGACAGCCUCAGCUCGACACUCGGCUUCAGAGGAGCCACCAGCACCACCACGCUGCCCGCGCUGGACCAGCCAGACUGGACCUGCGCUGCCAACUGUUCCUCAGAACCAGAACCAGUGAGAAGACCGGACCACCAGAGAGACGAGAGCGCCCCACAACAGAACAAGAAAGGAGGCAAACAGAGGAGCACAGAGGUUUGGAUCUGAGAACCGCUUCCAGUGGACGUCCAGAAGAACUUUGUUCUGUGGUUCUGACCCGAUCCCUGACUGUGGUCCUCCAAACGCAGCUUUACCAAGACACGUUUCUACUGCAGGAGAUCGACAUGAAACCUGCACGUGCACACCCACACGUGCACA
This is a messenger RNA of Oryzias melastigma (Indian medaka), 2229 nucleotides long. RefSeq names its product connexin 36.7 (gene cx36.7). The transcript is spliced from 2 exons. Gene Ontology annotation, cellular component: connexin complex. Gene Ontology annotation, biological process: cell communication. The coding region runs from base 1027 to 2079 and encodes 350 amino acids. The record is from RefSeq and is a predicted model, not a curated record. NCBI's taxonomy places the organism in Eukaryota, Metazoa, Chordata, Actinopteri, Beloniformes, Adrianichthyidae.